Messenger RNA from Aspergillus homomorphus CBS 101889, 561 nucleotides. RefSeq names its product ESCRT-II subunit protein VPS25. Gene Ontology annotation, molecular function: protein homodimerization activity; structural molecule activity. Bases 1 to 561 code for a protein of 186 amino acids. The record is from RefSeq and is a predicted model, not a curated record. Gene Ontology annotation, biological process: protein transport to vacuole involved in ubiquitin-dependent protein catabolic process via the multivesicular body sorting pathway. Gene Ontology annotation, cellular component: ESCRT II complex. NCBI's taxonomy places the organism in Eukaryota, Fungi, Ascomycota, Eurotiomycetes, Eurotiales, Aspergillaceae. The transcript has 3 exons.
AUGACGACAGCGCCUCCUUUCCAAUUCCCCUCCACCUACUCUUUCCCGCCCUUCUUCACCCCGCAGCCGAAUAGCGCAACGCGCACCUCCCAGCUACAGAAAUGGUCCUCCCUGGUACAGUCGUGGUGUCGCCAUCACCGGAUUUACCGUUUGACGCUUAGCGAUGCCAUCGAGAGUCCUCUGUUCUACAACAGUGCGCUUAGAAAACGACUCUCCAUGAAAGAUGCGCGGGACGUACUGGAUUGGAUGGCGAAGAGCGAAGAGGAGGGCGGCGGGGGGCAGCGAGCGGAGUGGAUCGAUGGAAAUAGCAAGACGGUGGCUCGGAUAUGGUGGAAGAGACCAGAGGAAUGGGCGGGCAUUGUAGCUGAUUGGGUGGAAAAUACGGGACAGAAGAACGUGGUUCUCACAGUCUAUGAGUUAAUCGAAGGCGAGGGGGCCAUGUCGCAAGAAUGGCAUGGGAUGGAUACCGACGUCAUGCUCAAGUCCCUCAAUGUUCUCGUCAAACGAGGGAAGGCGCAGGUAUUUGGCGGCGAAGGCCAGGAGGGUGUCAAGUUUUUCUAA